Messenger RNA from Neltuma alba, 1347 nucleotides. RefSeq names its product glucuronoxylan 4-O-methyltransferase 1-like. NCBI's taxonomy places the organism in Eukaryota, Viridiplantae, Streptophyta, Magnoliopsida, Fabales, Fabaceae. Bases 175 to 1071 code for a protein of 298 amino acids. The record is from RefSeq and is a predicted model, not a curated record. Gene Ontology annotation, biological process: xylan biosynthetic process. The transcript has a single exon.
UCACUCUCUCAUCCUCUUCUUCUCCUCCAACCUUUACCUUAUAACUUGACCUCUCUGCAAAAUCAAUCCCAUUCCACAUCCAUACCAAAACUCAUUCAACUUCUUCUUCAUUCUUGCUUUCUCUUGAGAUUUCUUACCCAGUUCUGGGAAUCUGUAAUUAGGUAGUAUUGAAGUAUGAGGCCUAAAUCCCAUCAAACCCUCAACGUCAAGCUUCUGGUUCUAGGGCUUUUGGUAGCAUUUUUCUUCAUCUUAGUUUUAUGGCCAAACUACUCUCCUUCCAACCAACAAGCCAUGUCUCCAAGUUCAUCAAAGGCGUCAUCAUCUUUUCUAACCCUUGAAACUUCAAAUCAUGACAAUGGCAGCACAAAAGAAGAUUGUUCCCUUUCUUGCAACAAGAUCCCUCCUUCCUUAGCCAAAGCUCUCAUCCAUUACUCAACCUCAACCAUAACCCCACAACAAACAUCCAAAGAAAUCUCAGUGACAGAAAGAGUUCUAGAAAAGAAAUCACCCUGCAACUUCUUAGUCUUUGGCCUGGGCCAUGACAGCCUCAUGUGGAGCUCCCUCAACCACGGUGGCCGGACUGUUUUCCUUGAGGAAGACGACGCGUGGAUCGAGCAAAUCCGGCGCAGGUUCCCCGGCCUCGAGUCCUACCAUGUCACCUAUGACAGCAAGGUGAAUGAAGCUGACAACCUGAUGGAAGUAGGAAAAGGACCAGAAUGUACAGCAGUGGGAGAUACUAGGUACUCCAUGUGCCAACUUGCAUUGAAGGGAUUGCCCAGUGAGAUCUAUGAGAUAAAAUGGGAUUUGAUAAUGGUGGAUGCACCAACUGGGUAUUAUGAGGAAGCUCCUGGGAGGAUGACUGCUAUAUAUACUGCUGGAAUGAUGGCUAGGAACAGAGAAAGUGGAGAAACUGAUGUGUUUGUUCAUGAUGUGAAUAGAGAAGUUGAAGAUAAGUUUUCUAGGGCUUUCUUGUGUGACAAGUAUAUGAAGAAACAAGAAGGAAGGUUAAGGCACUUCAGAAUUCCUAGUCACAGGGAUGACCUGGAUAAGCCAUUUUGUCCUCAGGAUUAAAAUUCAUUAGUUUCAUUUCUUUCUUUUAAAACUCUCAUGUCUUUGGAAUAAUAUUCUCUCCUGGUCAUUGUCUCUUGUGCUUUAGUGAGUUUUAGUGAACUUGAAGGGAAGUGGAGAGAUUUUGAGCCUCAUGUUUUGCAUAUAUAGUUUACAUAUAUUCAUUAUAGCCAAAUAUAUAAAUAAAGAGAUCCUUUUGGUGAUUCUGAUUCCUUUGAUUUUGUAAGUUUUGUUGUGGAUUCAUGGAUUAAUAAGAAUAUAUAAGCUGCUGAACUUUUU